This is a messenger RNA of Boleophthalmus pectinirostris (great blue-spotted mudskipper), 948 nucleotides long. RefSeq names its product MAP6 domain containing 1 (gene map6d1). The record is from RefSeq and is a predicted model, not a curated record. Gene Ontology annotation, cellular component: Golgi-associated vesicle; cis-Golgi network; microtubule. The coding region runs from base 73 to 948 and encodes 291 amino acids. Lineage: Eukaryota; Metazoa; Chordata; Actinopteri; Gobiiformes; Gobiidae. Gene Ontology annotation, biological process: microtubule cytoskeleton organization; cytoskeleton-dependent intracellular transport; regulation of microtubule cytoskeleton organization. The transcript is spliced from 5 exons. Gene Ontology annotation, molecular function: microtubule binding; calmodulin binding.
ACCGAUCAUCGACCCCUUCUCUAACAUCUUAUUUUUUUUCUUCUUCCUUUGCCUUUUACGCACGGCACGGGGAUGGCAUGGCCGUGCAUCAGCAGAGUGUGCUGUUUGGCUCGCUUCUGGAACCAGUUCGAUAAGUCGGACUUGUCAGUCCCACUGACCAUACAAAACUACUCGGACAUUACAGAGCACGAAGUGCGGUCUGUCACUAAACAGGUAUCCGCGUCAGAGCGCGCACCUGCUAACGACUACUCCAGCCCUCCGCGCGCCACUAACUCCGGUUCUGCGCGCUCGGACGCCCGGGGACCGCGCGGCUCUUUCAGGACGGUGAGGGAGCCUAGUUACAAACCUCGUGAGGACUACCAGCCUCCCGGCGUGCCUUUCCCUUCCGUAACUCAGUACAAGCAGGAUUAUAAACCGUGGCCCAUCCCCAGGAAGGACAACUUUCCCUGGAUCAGGACGGGUUCUGACAGCCCUCACCGAGGGAGCAGAGGGGACAAAGUCCCGGGGCAGCAGCAGGGCACCGAACCGAGUCCAACCAGUUCAUACAGGUGGGUAUUUUUCUUUCCCUCCAGACAAGAGUUUAGGCCCUGGACAGGAGUGAAGCCGGCUAAAAGCAGCAGGAAAAAUCAGCCUAUUCAGUGUGCUACACCUGGGACAGAGGCAUCCCACGUGGCUCCUGAGACCAGCUACCAGGCGGCCUACAGCGGGGACACCCACAGACUGUUCCAGUGCAUCCUGCCCCGAGUCACAGCCCCUCCAGCACCCAUCAAACUAUACUGUCAGAGGGAGAGAAUUAUCUUUGCUGACAUUUGUACAAUGAGGCAUGACAAUCUCAUCAUCAGAGCUGUUCUGCAUCUCAUAGACUGUGAUGACCAUCUGGUGAAGACCAAACCCCCCCCCAACCCUACUGCGAUCUUUCAGAGCGGAUCCAGGGUCUUCAACAUCUGA